Molecule: messenger RNA, 1712 nt
Organism: Neurospora tetraspora
Lineage: Eukaryota; Fungi; Ascomycota; Sordariomycetes; Sordariales; Sordariaceae
Product: heterokaryon incompatibility protein-domain-containing protein
Exons: 2
Coding region: 145-1485 (446 amino acids)
Source: RefSeq, a predicted model, not a curated record
GGCGGUAAACAUGUUAUCCCUCACAAUCAAUCCUCGCCGAUUGCAACACUGGACCUUUUCUAUUCCCACAGCUGCACCCAGAAUCUUCCGAAAGGCCAAGAAUUGGAAGCCAUUACGCCAGUACACCUGCCAGCGCUACCAACAAUGGCCUCCGAUCCCGGCUUUUGGUCUAAUCUUGGCGCUUCAAUGCGGUCUCUCUACCGCAAUCGCCCCUCCCGACAGCGUAAGAGCUCAAACAAUUCGAGCGACACUUAUCAACAGUUAGUUCACGAGGAUUCCAUCCGCCUGGUUUAUCUCCUGCCCAGCUCCAACGCCAACGAUCCAAUCGAGCUUACCAUGAUUCCUGCUCGACUCGGAGAAAAGCCACGUUACCGAGCCCUAUCAUACGAAUGGGGAUUGCAAGACGACCAACACGACCCCGUUAUUAUGAUCAACAGCCGCUACCCUCUGCGGGCUCGGAAGAAUUUAUACGAAGCCCUAAAAGAAAUCCGCGCAUCACCCGGCGAGUUUGCCAAUUAUCCUCUGUGGAUUGAUGCGAUAUGUAUCGACCAACGGCAAGAAUAUGGAGAAAAACCACAUCAAGUGCGGCUAAUGGGGAAGAUCUUUGGCCAGGCUGCGCUAGUUAUCGCCUGGCUGGGACUUGCUGGAUGGUACAGCGACUUGGCUAUUGACGCUCUCGAGGCAUGCAGUCAAUAUGGGCGAUUGUCAUUGCCGAAGCAUUGCUGCUUCGUCACCCGCAUUUUGGAGCCUCUUGAACCCAAGCAGACAUUCGAUACUUACCCUCCAUGGAUGACGAUGAAAGCGAUCAUGCUGCUAUGCAAUCGGUCGUACUGGCGAAGGGUAUGGAUAUUGCAGGAGAUACAUAUGUCCCGGUCCUUGGUGGUGAGGUGCGGGUCUCGAUCCAUUACCGAUACCGAUCUUAACCGAGCUUUUCAUACGCUCAAGAGCUUCGAGUGUAUUCCUCAUAUGAGGUACAAGGAAACCCAUCUAAGGAACUACUAUCGUGAUCUUACGAAGUUCCUUUGUAUCACCGGCUCCAGCGUUCCACUUCGACAUUUGCAAGCACGGGAAAAUGGGCACAGAAGCUUCGGCCAGUGGCUCCAAAUUUGUGUGGAUGGCAAUUUCCAAGCCACCGAACGCCGCGAUUAUCUCUUUGCGUUACUCGCCAUCUCAAACGAUAUGCGGGAUUUGGAUUUGACGGUGGACUAUGAAGUGCCAUUGCGGACGGUGAUGCAGCAAGCACUCCCGGCUAUCAGACGCAGCUAUUGCGCCAUCAAAGAAGAUGACAGGAAGUCAUGGGAUUCUUUUUCUCGCGAGGUUGACCAACUGAUGGGAUUUCACUUUGAACGAGACCCCUACACCCGUCAGAGCAGUUUCUUGCUACGAGACCCCUACACCCCUCACGGAAGUCUCUUUGAGAGUGCAGACCUUGAAACCCACUGGUACCAGCGGGUUUUCCACUAUGUAGUUCCAUGCACCCGUUGAACUACCAACUCCAUCUGAUAGCUUUGAUACCAUAGAUUGCUAGCGGCCCGGUCAUUUACGAAGACCUGAACGGUGUAUCUCUACCAGAUGUCCUGAUGCCUCGACCUCCUCCAUCCGAAACAUCAGGCGUAGAAACCUGAUUUGAAGUGUCAGAACAGUGGCAUAUCCGUCCACUCCUUGGGUACCUAUUUCUACAUAGGCUGCACUGGUUUCAGCUACUUCUUCUU